AUGUUACAAACCUCGAGGAUAUGCUUUAAUAACAGGCUAUCUCAUUCAUGUAUGCGCUUGAAUCAUAUUCCUAAAAGGACGUAUGCUGAUUUCCUUAAAGAUUUACCAAGGGUUGGUGGUGCAGUUUCAAAACUUUCGAAGAAAACUCAAAAGCCUAAUGGACCUACAAAGAAGAAUGCAGAGGCAAAUUCAAAACCAAAUCUAAGUCCCAGCAUACCCAAGGGAAACAGAUUUGCUCAGCAAUAUUCACAACCGAAGAAAAGGAAUGAUUUUAAUAACAGACCGAAAAUUCAGAACCGCUUUACAAAGGAAGAAAAGGUUGAACUUGAUAGAACUCAACAAUACAAUAUGGCCAAAAAAGCAUUGAAAGAUAAGGAAAAUAACCAAACUCAGAAAAAGCAGCUGGCAGUAAAAACUCCUAGCCCAAAAUUUCAACAACAGAAACAUAUUAAAAAAGCAGAUAAUAAAGUUGAAAAUAUUAGGAUCCUGGUCCCAACAUUUAUUACAGUUUCUAAUCUUUCCACUAUCAUGGGUGUUCCUUUGAGUGAUCUUUUGAAGAAGUUGGAGAUUCUAGGUUUUGAGGGAAUGACACAUAACUAUAUUUUAGAUAAGGAAAAUGCCUCGUUGAUUGCGGAUGAGUAUGGAUUUGAAGUUACUAUGAAUGACGAUACCGGUGCUGAUUUAUUCCCAUCCCCAGAAUGCGAGGAUGAUAGUAAACUUAAACCAAGAGCUCCAGUUGUCACCAUUAUGGGACAUGUGGAUCAUGGAAAAACUACAAUUUUGGAUUACUUAAGAAAAUCAUCAGUGGUUGCCCAAGAGCAUGGUGGGAUUACUCAACAUAUUGGUGCUUUCUCAGUGAUAACUCCUAUUUCUAAACAAAAGAUUACCUUUUUAGAUACACCAGGGCAUGCGGCAUUUUUAAAAAUGAGAGAAAGGGGUGCAAUCAUCACUGAUAUUGUUAUUUUAGUAGUUGCUGCUGACGAUUCAGUUAUGCCUCAAACAAUCGAGGCAAUCAAGCAUGCUAAAAAGUCUGGUGUCCCGAUGAUCGUUGCUGUUAAUAAAUGUGAUAAACCAGGAGUUAAUACUGACAGAGUCUUAGCAGAUUUAUCCAAGCAUGGAAUUGAUGUGGAAGACUAUGGUGGAGAUACACAGACAGUUCUAGUUUCUGGUAAAACAGGAUUGAAUAUGGAUAAAUUGGAAGAAGCUGUUAUUACAUUACGUGAGAUGAGUGACUUUAGAUCUGAAAUUAGUAAUAUACCUUCAGAAGGUUGGGUUAUUGAAUCUGAGAUAGCAAAGGGUAUGGGAAAUAUUUCUACUGUCUUAGUUCGUAGGGGCACUGUCAAAGUUGGUAGUUAUUUAGUUGCAGGUAACACUUACUGUAAAGUAAGAGGUAUGAAAGAUGAAAAUGGAAAGACGGUUAAAAGUGCAGGUCCUUCCACCCCUGUUCAAAUAUGGGGUUGGAAAGAUUUGCCCCAAUCUGGUGACCAAAUAUUGGAAGCCAAGAAUGAACAAAUAGCCAAAAAAGUUUGCGAGAACAGAAUAAACCGUGAGAAACAAAUUAAGGCUGCUGGAGAUAUUGAAUCAAUUAACAAGAAAAGACAAUCGGAAAUCAAAGAAUUAGAAAGACAAGAGAAAAUCAAUGAAUUGAAAUUGGCUGGUUUUGAUGAAGAAACCCUAAAAAGUGAAUUUGAAUCUGAUCCUGAGUGUAUUAAAGUCAAAUAUAUCAUUAAAUCUGAUGUUUUUGGUUCAGCCGAGGCUAUUAAAGGAAGCAUAGAUGGCUUAGGUAAUGAAGAAGUCAAAUCUGUAGUUGUUUUACAUGAAGCAGGAAUGCCGUCUGAUUCAGAUGUUGAAAGAGCCAAAGCACUUAAUGCAAAAAUAUUGUGCUUCAACGUGAAAAUUCCUAAAGCAACUCAAGCAAAAGCUGACAAGAAUGUUGUUGAUAUAAAGGAAUAUAAUAUAAUUUACCGUUUGAUUGAAGAUGUCACAAAUGAAUUAACGUCUCAUUUGAAACCUCAUAUUGAAACGAAAAUAUUAGGUGAGGUCGAGAUCAAAGACGUAUUUUCCAUCACUUCCAAAACGAAGCUGAAGUUCAAAAUUGCAGGUUGUAAAGUCACCAAUGGUAAUAUUAAAAGAUCAUCCAAGAUAAAGGUUCUUAGAGGAAAGAAUGAAAUAUUUAACGGCUCUCUCUCAUCCCUAAAGCAUGUUAAGGAUGAUAUUUCUGAUGCUAAAAAGGGUAAUGAAUGCGGUAUUUCAUUUGAUAAUUGGGAUAAAUUCCAGGCUGGAGAUAUUAUCCAAGUUUACGAAGAAAUCGUACACCCAAGAUAUUUGUAA
Debaryomyces fabryi is the source of this 2331-nucleotide messenger RNA. RefSeq names its product translation initiation factor 2 (gene IFM1). Gene Ontology annotation, molecular function: translation initiation factor activity; GTP binding; GTPase activity. The record is from RefSeq and is a predicted model, not a curated record. NCBI's taxonomy places the organism in Eukaryota, Fungi, Ascomycota, Pichiomycetes, Serinales, Debaryomycetaceae. Gene Ontology annotation, biological process: translational initiation. The coding region runs from base 1 to 2331 and encodes 776 amino acids. The transcript has a single exon.